AUGUCCACAGUCUACGACGAUGUCGUUUCUAUCUGUUGGAGCAAUUGUUUCCGCGGCACUACCUCCGGUUCGCUUGCAGCUUCCGAAAUCGGUCUGUUUAUUGCCCAGAUAGAAACAUUUCUAGGUAUAUCUAAUCUUCUCACCACAGAAGAGACAAAGCUACUACGGCAACUCAUAGCGAAGAACCCUCAGAUGCGUUUGUAUCGUGAUGAGGCAGCUCUGUUCCUACUACGGCUUGUAGGAAUUCAAUCCAUGGAGAACCUCAUUUCAAGCCGAUCCAACCUCAGUGCAGAGGCGAUUAUGCGUAUGGUGCGGUCGCAUCCUUCGAAACGUGCAAUACCAGAAUACAUUGAUAGGUCCGUUCGGGAGACUCGCGUAGAUUCUGGGCAGAGUUAUGGCACCGGAUACACUGGUGUAAAUGGACUCUCAAGAGAUACUCGCCCAGAACGGUAUGGUUCUCAUUUGGAAGCGAGUGAUUUGAAAAGCUCGAAACCGAUCGAAGAUUCAACUUGGUUCCAGAAAGUAAAGGAUACCACGAUCUCGUACUUCCCCUCGAAGUUCCGUGACAGCGCCAGCUACAAAGUGGACAAAGAGCCGCAGGCGGAAAUACGGAUCAAAAGAGAACUGGAGCCUCUCCGUAAUUCAUCGCCUGACACGGCUUUUCUUGAGGAAAAAGUCAGAAGGCUAGAGCGCCAAUGUAGACAGUACGAAACUGAACUUGAGCAGUCAACAGACUCUGUGUCAAAACAACGCUUGCAGGAGGUUUUGGAGGCGGCCAAAAAGCGGGACAUUUUGAUCGACCGCCUCGAGAAAAGAAACAGAUUGAGCCGAUCGUCAGAGAAUUACUCAUUUGGUGGGCUCAUGAGCCUAGCGUUCAGUCGUCUUGACCCUCGUAUUGUUGGCUUCUGCAACGCUCUACUAAACCUAACACUUUUCUUCUUUAUUGCUGUUGUCUUCUUGAACCUUCUUAGACUUGUAUUUUUUACUGUCAUCUACAUCCUACAAAACCGCACAUCAAACUUGUACGUUGAUGAAGGCUAUGAUGAUGAAGUUUUAGUCAGCAUGUCGUGGGUCCUGGAGAUGCCCUGGCUUGAAUACAAAAUCUAUCAAAUCCAAGAAUGGAUUGGCUAUUAA
This is a messenger RNA of Australozyma saopauloensis, 1134 nucleotides long. RefSeq lists its product as uncharacterized. The transcript has a single exon. The coding region runs from base 1 to 1134 and encodes 377 amino acids. NCBI's taxonomy places the organism in Eukaryota, Fungi, Ascomycota, Pichiomycetes, Serinales, Metschnikowiaceae. The record is from RefSeq and is a predicted model, not a curated record.